AACACCUUUAAAGGGACACGACACCCUCAGCCAUGAGGGAAGGUAGACUAAGGAUACUUUCAGAAUCCACCUCACAACAGUAAGAAUGGCCAUUAGGUAUCAGAGGAUCAACUGACAAAAUGCAGCGAUGAAUGUGGGGACGAGGUAUGCUGUGGGGACGAGGUAUGCUGUGGGGACGAGGUAUGCUGUGGGGACAAGGUAUGCUGUGGGGAUGAGGUAUGCUGUGGGGACGAGGUAUGCUGUGAAGACGAGGUAUGCUGUGGGGAUGAGGUAUGCUGUGGGGAUGAGGUAUGCUGUGGGGAUGAGGUAUGCUGUGGGGAUGAGGUAUGCUGUGAGGAUGAGGUAUGCUGUGGGGACGAGGUAUGCUGUGGGGACGAGGUAUGCUGUGGGGACGAGGUAUGCUGUGGGGACGAGGUAUGCUGUGGGGACGAGGUAUGCUGUGGGGACGAGGUAUGCUGUGAGGACGAGGUAUGCUGUGGGGACGAGGUAUGCUGUGGGGACGAGGUAUGCUGUGAAGACGAGGUAUGCUGUGGGGACGAGGUAUGCUGCGGGGACGAGGUAUGCUGUGGGGACGAGGUAUGCUGCGGGUGGGUGUGGGAGCUGCAGGACAGGACCAGCUGCUGGCUGUCCAGCUCAUGGACACACAGUCAAAGGCCUCCAUGUCCCCCCGCUGCCCUGCCCACAGGUAAAGGGAGUAACUAACGGGCUGGAGUGAGGGGGGGCGGCGGUGAGAGCACUGAGUGCUCUUGCAGAGGGACUGAGUCCAGUCCUAGCACCUAGCCAAGCAGCUCACAAGGACCUGGAACUCCAGCUCCAGGAGACCUGACACCCUUCUGUGGACUCUGUGGAUAAAUACAUGAUCACAAGCAAACACACAGACACACACACAUAUACUCACUUAGAAAUAAAUCGUAAAAAGAGGAACAUGUGAUGCAUACAUGCAAUAGGUUAUUACUUCUGUAAGGAAGAAAGAAAUCUUGAACCUGGUUCUGGCAAAUGGUGUGAGGCCACUCAGGUCUAGAAAGACAACGUCUGUGUGACCCCUCUAAGUGCUGACUGCAGCUUCAAGUCUGCCUUUGUGAGCCUGGCUUUGAGCACAAAUGGAACCCAGGAACUAGGAAGGAGCUUUCGAGGGGGCAUGGCAGACUGUACACAGAGCUAAGGGAGAGGACAUGGCAGCUGUGUGCCGUUGAUCCCGCACCACAUCACCUCCAUCCCCGAGGGCAGGCAGGGUGGGGCAGCGGGCAGUCCAUGGCACAGGCGGCAGGUCCCAGAAAACGUUUCCUGCUCACAAGCAUGCCGACAGAACAGCAGCAUGAGGGACACCGAACCCCUGGGAGGCAUGUUUGAUGGGGUGAAGCCCUCACUGAUCCUCUCUUACAGACAGAGGCUGAGCUUCAUGUCAACUGAUAAUUAUACCAGCUGCCACCAUGACCAAGUGCUGGAGGGAGCCAAGCCCUUCCACUGAAUGGGGGACGGGGCAGAAAUGCCUGCUGUGUUUCCAUGGAGCAUGUGUCUGUCUCUACAGACCCACUUUCUUGUCAGUUCAACUAUGUAGAAAACAAAUUUUUACUGGCUGCAUCUCCCGGUGUCUUACAAGAGUGCUCAGAAGAAUGUGGUCAGCCAGUGACAACCCAGUGUCAAGUCAGCUGACCCCUUCUCAGCGAUUCAAGCUGUCUUUCCACCUCAGUAGGAACGGCCUGCUCUGGAGACAGGGAGGUAGUGGGCUCCUUCACAGCACCACAGAGCCCUCUCACUGGGAAGGUUCCUUCUGAUGGACUGGAAGCUCAAUGAUGAAGCCGGCUGGGUUUUCUUAUCUGAGGUAACUCACUGGUGACUUUCAUGUAGUCAUUAUGACCCCAAAUUUACCUAAAUUCUGGAGUGUCAAGGUUUGACUAUGGGUAAUUUUCAAGGAAAUAAAAAGAAAA
Apodemus sylvaticus (European woodmouse) is the source of this 1928-nucleotide messenger RNA. RefSeq names its product shematrin-like protein 1. The transcript is spliced from 6 exons. Bases 128 to 715 code for a protein of 195 amino acids. Lineage: Eukaryota; Metazoa; Chordata; Mammalia; Rodentia; Muridae. The record is from RefSeq and is a predicted model, not a curated record.